Molecule: messenger RNA, 1474 nt
Organism: Cyanistes caeruleus (blue tit)
Lineage: Eukaryota; Metazoa; Chordata; Aves; Passeriformes; Paridae
Source: RefSeq, a predicted model, not a curated record
UUGCUUAAAAAUUUUGCUUUAGAAGAGGCUUGACUAUCUCUAAGUGAACUCAAGAUGCUUUCUUUCCUUGGCUAGAAUUUUCUUCAGUAAAGUCAUUGUGUUUUAUAAUUUACCUGUAUAGGAUAGGUAGAUUAGAUGGAUACUAUCAAGUAGGAGCUGUUGUUGUGCUCUUCAUAUUAUGGAAACAUGAUUACAUGUAGAUUUCUUCUUCAGUAUAUUGGGUUGAGUAGAUUUUUAACUGUUCAGACAGCUAUUAUCACCUUAAGACUGGAAAUAAAUAUUGUAAUAUAAAUUCCCUAUACAUUCAAGUUUCUAUUGUCAGCAGACAUAAAUCAGUAUUCCUAACUGAAAUUCAACAGAUCUCUGAGAGCCUCCAGUGGCAGAAAACCUGUCCCCUGAGUGUUUACAGAAAAUAACUGAAUAGAAAAACAACUUUUGUGAAAACUCAAUUGUUUUUCUUGUCGAGGUAAAUUGUCUUUUUUUCGAUAUUCUAGAUUUUGCUUCAGAAGUCUGCCAUUACUUGAUACCUAAACAGAUCAAAUUCUGCAAACUCUAUUACACUCAGUGGAAAAAACCUUGAUGUCAGCGGUGAUACCAAUAUGUAGACUAUAGUUAUGGUUUUGAGCUUUUUCUUAAAUUGGGAUAGUUGUGUGUGUAUAUGGAUCUACUUGAUUCUUAAGAUACCAGCUUACCCUGCCUCUCUAAAAUGCUCCUGUUAAAACAAAGAACCUUAUGCUUUAAAGGUUUAUCACACUGGCACACUGUUUUUACCCUGUAGGUUUGAGCCUCACAAAAUGCCCAGAAGAUAUAACCACAUGGAUGGCAACCAUUUCAGAGGGAAAGGACACAACUAUUUUGCAGCAGAAGAAGCUCUGGGUAUUGGACUUUUCAUUUUGGUGCUGGCAAUUUUACUUGCCUUUGGCUGCUGGUAUUACAAAAGACGUAGUGGCUACAGAAGUCUGCGGAGCAAAGGCUCUAGUAUGAGCACAAUACGAAAUGUGGUAGGUGAGGGAGAAAUACUGGACUGCAAAAUGGCUCUGCAGGACUACAGAGAUUUUAAUUCUGUGGUACCUGAUGCUCCACCAGCUUAUGACAAAAUUGCUGCAGAUCCAUCACCACCACCUUAUUCACCAUGACAACAUGAAAUUUGAAAACUUAAGCAUACUGAUUCCAUAUUUUCAUGCUCACUCUUUAUUUCCUGUAUACGCUUAACUUUCUUAAAGCUAAAAUCUUACAAAAGAAAACACAUCUGCACUAGCAGUGGCUGAAAAGUGUUCCCGCUUAAUUUACAGAAGUGGUCAUUGAAAUGCCUUAAUAAACUGAAUGCGCUUUUGUUUUAAGCUUUUCACUUCUUGCAGGCAGAUUAAUUCAUUAUGGUCUGGUCAUCUUGAAUCCUUCAUAGGUCUACAUAGAUGCAUAAUCACACACUAUUCAGUAUCAAUCACAGUAAAAAGUGAUGGCACCUUUGUUUUCA